Messenger RNA from Lactuca virosa, 1357 nucleotides. Lineage: Eukaryota; Viridiplantae; Streptophyta; Magnoliopsida; Asterales; Asteraceae. The record is from the annotation of a GenBank genome assembly.
CGAUUUAUGACAUUUUCUCCAUUAAAAAAAAAAACACCGCCUCGAUCUUCCAGAUCAUUCCCACCGCCUCGCUUAUCAGUUCCUUCCAUUCCCUACCGGCCUCCAAACCACCGCCUCAGUCGGGUGUUCAUCGGGUUACUGUAGACCAUGGUCACCGCCUCGACCGCUCCACCGCCUCAUCCGUUUAAUAGUCGAACGUUAGAGGUUGCCACUUUCUCCUCUGUUGAUGGACUCUGGAGGCUUCGUUUGUAUUUCGCUUGCCUUCUAGAGGGAUAUGAUGAAGACCAGGAAGAGAAUCACUAACAAUCAAAAGUCGAAUCUUAACUCGCAGCGAUUGAUCGGAUAUGUGCUGAUUUGGAUAGGGUUAGUUCGUUAUCCAGACAAGCAACCAAUUCAUCCCCGAUGGAAAACAAGCAAAAGGAUGACUCACCGUUCGUCUGCACUUGGGAAAACACCUUCUGGUAACAGAAGAUUACAAGAUCUAUUGCAGCAACGUCGUAAUCGAACAUGUGAUGACUGUGGUGCACCUGAUCCUAAGUGGGCGUCAGCUAAUAUUGGAGUGUUCAUAUGCUUAAAACGUUGUGGUGUUCACAGAUGUCUUGGUGUUCAUAUUUCCAAGGUUUUACCAAUGACAUUAGAUUCAUGGAGUGAUGCUGAAAUUGAUGCCAUGAUUGAAGUUGGAGAAAAUGCAUCUGCAAAUUCAAUCUAUGAAGCAUAUAUUCCUCAAGGAAUUUCUAAACCUAGACCAGAUGCUACUCAAAAAGAUUGUUCAAAAUUUAUCAGCUGCACUGUGGGAGUUACCCCUGUUCAGAGCACCUUUUCGUCUCCCCUGCUUCGCCUAAAUUGUAUUCAAAUUGCCAUUCCAGUCCUUGAUUUUCCGUCUUCUCCAUCAUCUUCGUUGAGGUUCUGGUCCGAGGUCGAUGGGAGUAAAUGCUCCUUUCACCUGACAUCCUAUUUGGCCGGUGAUAUUCUCCCCAAGUCCAUUGUGGUGGAUGGUGUGGUUCCUGACCAAAACUUGGACCGGAUAACUUCGACGCUUGAAUCGCCCAUUGGUCUUCCAGGGUUAGGGUUGAAUGUGUUCUCAAUCGAUCAACUUCUGGACAUAUCUUGUCCUGUGAUUGGCUUUGCGCAUGUCGAUUCUUCUAGCUCUACAGGGGUUGUGCCCCCAGGAAGUGCUUCUUCUACUCAAAAGCGUAGGCGGGUCCUUUCGCCUGAUCAGUUUGAACAAUUUCUCCAUGAGAUUUCCCAUGUGGGCCCUCGCUGCACUUCUCCUUCGUUUUUCGGGCAAGUUUCCCCCAGGACGGCUGCUUUGCAAAUGAUUUGGCGUAUUUUCAGCUAUGUUGUGGGUAUUAAAUGA